Pseudophryne corroboree (corroboree frog) is the source of this 2678-nucleotide messenger RNA. RefSeq names its product collagen beta(1-O)galactosyltransferase 2 (gene COLGALT2). The coding region runs from base 76 to 2082 and encodes 668 amino acids. NCBI's taxonomy places the organism in Eukaryota, Metazoa, Chordata, Amphibia, Anura, Myobatrachidae. Gene Ontology annotation, molecular function: procollagen galactosyltransferase activity. The transcript is spliced from 12 exons. The record is from RefSeq and is a predicted model, not a curated record.
UAUAUUAUGGAGUGCCUGUGACAUGCCUAUGAAUGGGAGUCAUUAUUAAAGGAUGACUUAAACCUUGCUUUCCGCAUGCCUGCAGACUGGCUCGUCUCUACAAAAACCUUGAGCCCCCACUGGUGCACUCUCAUGCUCUCAAAUUUCAGCUCCAUCCCCCCUUGCAGUGCUAGAGGAGUCCCUGCUCCCAGAACACAGGCAAGGCAGUAUGCGGAUGGUCGGCCAGCUGCAUGUAACAUGGCUGCAGGCAGGGCUGGCUACACGUCCUUGCUGCUGUGUUACAUUUCGCUGAUAUGUGCGACAGGAGAGGAGCUGAGUAUUGAAGAGGAAAUUCUUCCCGAGUCUUCCUUGCAGAAGCCCAGCGUCCUGAUUGUCAUAAUCGCCAGGAACGCUGCACACACACUUCCCUACUUCCUGCACUGCGUCGAUAACCUGGACUACCCCAAAAGCAGGAUCGCUAUCUGGGCAGCAACAGAUCACAAUAUCGAUAAUUCUACAGCUGUUUUACGAGAAUGGUUAAAGAGUGUACAAAAAUUAUACCAUUAUGUUGAAUGGAGGCCUCUGGCUGAACCUCAAUCCUAUUCUGAUGAAUUUGGACCCAAGCACUGGCCAACAUCCAGAUUCGCCCACGUAAUGAAGCUCCGUCAGGCUGCACUGCGCACCGCGAGGGAAAAGUGGUCAGACUAUAUCUUUUAUAUAGAUGCAGACAACUUUCUGACUAAUCCUCAAACAUUAAAUCUGCUGAUUGAAGAAAACAAAACAAUUGUGUCCCCAAUGUUGGAAUCGCGGACGCUAUACUCAAAUUUCUGGUGUGGUAUGACACCUCAGGGUUACUAUAAAAGAACUCCUGAUUAUGUUAUCAUAAGAGAAUGGAAGAGAAUGGGCUGUUUUCCGGUCCCAAUGAUUCAUUCAACAAUGCUUAUUGAUCUCCGGAAAGAAGCAUCUUUGAAACUGCAAUUCUAUCCUCCACAUGAAGACUUUACUUGGACUUUUGAUGACAUCAUUGUAUUUGCAUUCUCUUGUAGACAAGCAGGAAUUCAGAUGUAUAUCUGUAAUAAGGAGCAUUAUGGGUAUCUUGUUGUACCAUUGAAACCACAUCAAAACCUAGAAGAUGACAUUGAGAGCUUCACUCAUGUACUGACAGAAGCAAUGAUUGAUCGCCCUCCUCUGGAAACAUCACGUUAUGUGUAUGUGCCACCAAAACAUUCGGACAAGAUGGGGUUUGACGAGAUUUUCAUGAUUAAUCUAAAACGUCGCCAGGAUCGCCGCGUCCGGAUGCUCCGUAGUCUCUAUGAGCAGUUUAUCCAGGUGAAGAUAUUUGAUGCUGUCGAUGGCAAGGCACUUAAUACAAGUCAGCUGAAGACUUUGAAUAUAGAUAUGGUACCAGGAUACCAUGACCCAUACUCUGGGAGAACACUGACAAGAGGGGAAAUUGGAUGCUUCCUCAGCCAUUAUUAUGUGUGGAAAGAGGUGAUUGAGAGGGGCCUUCAGAGAGCUCUGGUUAUAGAGGAUGACGUCCGAUUUGAGUACCAGUUUAGGAACAAACUAUUAAAGCUGAUGAAUGACAUUGAAAUGACUGAGUUAGACUGGGACUUAAUCUACAUUGGACGGAAAAGAAUGCAGGUGGAACGUCCAGAAAAGGCUGUUCCAAAUGUAAUGAAUCUAGUGGAAGCAGAUUAUUCAUACUGGACCCUGGGUUAUGCCAUCUCUCUGCAGGGGGCACAGAAACUCAUUGCUGCAGAACCCCUCAGCAAGAUGUUGCCAGUGGAUGAAUACCUUCCAGUUAUGUAUAACAAGCAUCCAGUUGAAAAAUAUAAAGAGUAUUAUCAUAUACGGGACCUCAAGGCCUUCUCUGCCGAGCCCCUGCUCAUCUACCCCACUCACUACACAGGACAACCAGGAUAUUUUAGCGACACGGAAACAUCCACUAUCUGGGACAAUGAAACCGUGGCAACAGACUGGGACAGGCAAUACUCAGGAAAAACGAGGCAGCAGGGUCAGAUACAUACAGAUGCUCAGAACACGGAUGCGUUGUCUCCACAAAGUACACUUGACACAUCGUCAUCUCGCGAUGAACUAUGAUUAUUAUUACUAGACUGCAGAGCAUCUAGGAUUUGUAAAGAAAUGUUAUUUACUGUGAAUAUUUUAGUAUGACAAAUUAUUUUCUAUAGAUAAGUGUGUAUAUAACGGAGUAUAAAACUCCUUUUCAAUGUAAAAUAAGUCCCUCAAUGACUGUUACUCCAUUAACAAAUGUGUAUGAAUACAUUGAAAGCCUUUGUAGAAUAUAUAUUCAUAUUUGUGUUUGUGUAUAUUCCAAAAAUAAUGUAUGUUCUGUAAGUGUGUCAGCAGAAUUGCAGAUUUGGAUAAACACAAUCCUGUUUUACAACAGAAACAAUUUGACUUUGAUACACGGAAUUGUAUCAGUAAUUAUUUGAACAAAUCUGGGCAUAAUAUUUAAGUACUGUAGGAUAUGUUGAUUCUUUCAUUUAGGUAAAACAUGGAGAAAUACCAGAGAUAACAGAUAUGAAUAAAAUUAUUUUUUUUAACUAAACUUUUGUGUUAAAUGUUGCUGGUAAUAGAAGUAUGAUUUGUUAAAUAAAACUCAAGGAAAGACUCAAUAAAAAGAGAAAUGCAUUGGUGGCAAUGGGGGCACCCCUGCUGUCACUGUACCCUCUUUA